AUGGAGAUUAGAUAUUCACAAACUUAAGAGGAGCGAAAAAAGACUGGGAUUAUUGCAGAAUAUUUAGAUUCACUUAAAAUAGAUAAGCAAUUUUAUUUAAAGUUUGUACCUGCUGUAACAAAGCUUUAUGCUAGGAAUUAUUUUAUGGCUUUUUUCCUUUUAAUAAUUAUGCACGCGCAAGAAAUAGCGAUCCUACUUUCAUAUAGAUAGCAAAUAGGCUAAUCUAGUGAUGACUAUACAAGCUAUUUUAUCUAAUAUAUAAAUUAUACCUUAUUGAUUAAUUUAGCCAAUCAGGCUGUUAGCAAAGGCUCUGCAGAAAAAGGAAUCUUCUACUUUACAUUUAUUAUAAAUUGCUUUAUAUUGUUUAUAUUUUUUGGCUUAUUCAUGGUAUUUGCGUACACCAGAUAUGAUAUUAAAAGGAUUAGAGCUCUUAAUACAUUUAUUAGCUUUCUCCUACAGGUUUACAUAUAUAUUUUAUUUCUGCCCUCUCUCAAAUCUUCGUUUAUAAUGAUCAGCCUUUAUACUUAACUUUAUGCAAUUAUAGGAUACAUCAAUAUAAUAUUUUCGUGGAUUAUAGGAUUUUUUAUAGUAUUUCAUGACUAUGAUUACUCUUUCUUAGAGAGGGAUAAGCUCUCAAAAAGGUUUUCUUAUUUUGAUGUUUGGCUAUUUAUUUAGUAAGGUAUGCUCCCUUUUUUCCUACAGUACUCUAAUGAAAAAGUGCUUACUGCUUUCUCUUGUAUAUAUUCUAUAUAAAAAAUUAUAAUUUACUUUUUGGAUUAGACCUAUUUUAAUGAGAGGAUGUGUUGCUUCUAUUCCAUGAUUAUAACUUAUUAUUGUUCCACGUCUCUUAUGUUUUUAUUAUUUUUGAUUUCCCCAAAUAGCUUAAAUUUCACGUUGCUAAUGCUCCUAUCAAUUCCUCUCUCAUUUCAUCUUGGAAGAGUCAUUUACAAUUUUUUACAAAAAAAUACUUUUAAGAAUUGCAUGGGAAGACAAGAUCUUACUGAUUUAGCCCCUUAUUAACUUGACAUAUACAUUCGUCUUUUGAAUAAAAACUUAAAUUUUUUCUAUGAAGAUUACAUCAGAGAUGGAUAAGGUUUUAUAUUUGAAAAUCUCUAUGUAAAUCACCAAAUAAACUGCCAAACUGAUGAUUACAGAUGUUUUUGCCAUGAUUUUCAAAGAUAAGAUAAUAAACUUGAAUUCGAAGAGUAUAUUGGAUAGGAUUUUCGUAAAAAGUAUGUUAUGUUUUACAUAGUAAAUUUAUAUGAGUAAUAUCUGAGAGCUAAUUAAAAGAGUUCUUAUGUAAAUUCAGUUACUUUUGGCUACAUUAGUUUUCUGUUCGAAAUUAUGAAAAUUCCCACUAAAUCUUUUAAUGUAAUUUACAUUAGUUAGUAAAAACUAAUUUCAGAGAAUGCUAACUUAAGAGAUUUGUUUGUUUAAUAGAUUUUGAUGUACAGAAUUAAGAAGGAGUUCUAAUAAUUCUUUUCAAAUCCUACUUACUAAAAUUAACGUAUAUUUGUUAUGGCACCUAUUUUAUUUGAUGAGAAUAUGUAGUAUAUGAAAUAAUUACUUAAGGAAUAGCUUGUCAAUACAGGAGUAUUUUAUGAUUAUUUAUGCUCUAAUUUCAUUGAUCUAUCAAUUGUAAAUUAAUAUGCUAGAAUUUUAUAUUAAAAUUUAAACGAUCUUAAAUUACAACUUGAAUAUCUCUAUGAUUUAAAUCCAGAUAAUUUAGAAUUGUAGUAAUAUUCAAUGCAUUAUAGUAAUUUAUUGGAAUUUGAGAACUCUAAAGUUAGUUAAUACAUAAAAAAAUCAAAAAAUCUAACUAAAAAAAUGCUUCUCACCUAAGACAGAAAUAUUUAAGUUUUUUCUAAGAAUGCAUGCAUAGUCUAUGCCUCUUUGAUUAAAAAAGAUGGCUUGAUUAAAAAAGUUUCAAACUCUUUUUAAAAAAUAUAUGGAAUCGAAAAUAAAUUGAUUAUAGGAAAAACUUUGAACUCCCUAAUACCUAGAGGUCUCUAUAAUACUCAUGAUGACAUUAUUAGCAAUUUUAAGAAUAAGGGUCACAUGAAUAUCAUCAACAAAGAGUAAAGAAUGGUUUUUGGGUUAAAUGGUGAGGGAUUUAUCAUACCAUUAAUGAUCAGAUUAAAGCUCGAAAAUAUUAAUGAUGACUUUGGAGUUUGCUCUUUGCUGACUAGUGUAAAUUAAGAUAAAGAGUAUCUUUUUAUUAGUGAUGAAGGAUAAAUUAUGGAUAUAACAAAAAAAUUAUACAAUCUUAUUUUUAAAGAUCUUUCAUCGAUAAAUGACCUAAGAAGAUUUGAUAUUAAACAUUUGAUCCCUUUGAUUUGGGGUAUUCAAGAAGUAAGCGAAUACGAUAAAGUAUUUUAUAGCAUUUUGGUUGUUUCGAAGAAACUUAUGUUUAUGAAGGAAAAUAAGGUUUAAGAUCUUAAAUCUCAUCAUAAGAUGUAGGAAGUCGUAGAUUAGAUUUGUUUAGAUGAUAUUAUUUAUAGCAUUAGUUUUAAGGUGUGCAUCAUCACUACUUCUAUUGGUCUGAACUUCAAGUUUGUUGAAAUAGAUAGCUUUAAAAGAGAAGAUAAUUUAGCUAAGAGGAAAGCUCAUAUUUCGCACUUAAAGAUGUGUCUUAAUGAAAUUUUAAAUAACAACGUUAAUGCACUUUUUAAGGAAUUAACUGAUGCUAACACAACUAAGCAAGGAAGUAAUGAGAACUAGUAAAUUAAUUUGAACAACAUUUAUGAUAUUGCUAACAUGGACUAAUCUUAAGUCUUAAACUCUGAAAUUGACAGUAGCUUUUACAGGCACAUGAAGAACAGCAUACCAAACAAGAUUUAAUCUUCUUCUAACAUUAAAGAUUUUGGUGAAGACAGUAGCAGGAUAUCUCAGUAACACAAACCUAAGAAUUAAACAAAAUACAAUAAAAAUUUUGUUUAUUUUUCUAACGCUUCUCCCAACGUGUUUAGCCCUCAUCCUAAUAACGAAUAUGAUAGAGACAAUAGAAUUAUGGAAGAGAGCAACACUAAUAUACAUGAUUCAAAGAUAGCCUCAGGAGCUCUUUCACCACGUUCAUUUCUUUACUAGGCUGCUGGAUUAGAUUAAAUGUCUCUUCCACCUACCACAGACAGAUAAAGAUUAGAAAACAAUCCUCUUCUUGGUGAAUUUGGAGCUCCUCCUCCCAAUAGAGUCUAGAAUGGCAACCAUAAUCCUAGUUUACUUAGCUUGCAAUCUCCAAUGUCUCAAGCAGGCUUGCUGAGCAAGAAAAAUGAAAAUAAUCACAAGCAAAUAGAAUAAAUGUUUUUCCCAUCAAGUCCUCAUUAUAAUUUUCAUAAUUAAUUUCACAGCGAAAAUUAUCAAAUCAACAUUUAAAAAACUAAGUCAAAUAGCUCGACACCAAGAGCAAACAAUAACAACAACAACAAUAAUAAUAUUAAUAUCAAUAAUCAAAUGUUAUCAUUUAAACAACCUGAUCUUGUAACAAAUAGCAGUGAUAACAGUGAACCUAAAAACGUAGAGCCUGGUUAGAUAGUUGUAAAGAGAUCUCAGUCAAGAAGCAAAAGUGAGAAAUUUGUACAAAAUCCUAAAGCUCUCAAAAAAGUUGAGGUUAUAAAAAUAGAGCAUAACAUUAAUUAAGAAUAGCAUGAAUUAAUUAAGGAAAUCGAGUAAGAUGAUCUUGAAUCACGCUAUUUGAGGAUUGGAUCAAACGAUAAUGACUUUAAAAUGGUUAAAAUUGAAAAUCACUUCAAAAUUCAAUAAGUACCUAGUAAUUCAAAUAUUUAAAUUCAAUCAGACUUUGAAAGAGAUCCUAUAAAUUAAAAUGAAAUGAUAACAUCAUACAAAUAAAUAUUAAAGAUGAAUCAAAACCAGCAAUAGAUAAAAGCGAAACAAAUAAACGCAGUCAUCUCAAAGCAAAAUACUUCUAGGUCUUUGCUGACUUACAAUCAAGAAAUGAAAUUAAGCUUAGACAAAGAAGUUUUUAAAAAAGAGCAAUAAAACUUACAAUUGCAAGAUAUUCAAAAAGUAAACUAACUAGAUGAAAUAAUUCUAGAUACGCAUGAAAAUAACUUGAGCAUCGAUGAAGAUGGAAAUAAUUCAGAUAAAGAUAAUAUAGAAUCAGAAGGCAAAAAGAGAAAUAUUCAUCAUUCUAUCACAUAAAAUGUUGAGAAUAACAACGAUUAGUCAAGUGUUCACUCCAGCAAUAAAACGUCUGAAUAAACAAGGAGGAAAAUAAUCAUCAGAAAAAUCAAAUCUAAUCACAUUUCGUCUGGUCUAAAGGCAAUGGUUUACAUGGGAAUCACUGCUUUCUUCAUUUUUGUUGCUGUUUCUGUUAUGCUGUAUGUUUAAAACAAUAAAAGCUAUUCACUUUAUAUUCAAAACUUCAAUAAAGUUACACAAGCUUCUUUUCUUUUCUUAGAUGUAAUUAGUGUGGUUAAAGUUUUCUCUUACCUUGGAAUAACAGCAAGCUAGCCUUACUUUUAAGAGGAUAGGGCUUAUUCAACACAGAGACUGUAAUAUUAUAUUAAUCAAUUUAAGGAUAUAUUUUACAGUUUUGUGAAUGAUAAAAAUACAGAUCAGCCUUAUUACGACUAUUUACUCAAUUAGCCAUUUAAAAUUGAACUUUUCCACGUAGAAGGUACUAGAGAGUAUCCAGUUGUUAAAAAAAAUGAAACAUAAAUCACAGCAAUUUCUCAAUUUAUGUAUAUUAUUUAACAAUUUAAAGAAAUUGACUUUGAUAGUUCAAACAUGCUUUUUCUUUGGUAGAACAUGCAUGAAUUUAAAAUUAAUAUGCAAAAUAUGUAGAAUUUGAUUUAGUAGCAAGCUUAAGAUUAAUUUGAUAAUAUUAGCUUGAUGUAAAUAAUGAUGCUGAUUAUUAUCCUAAUUAUCACUUGUACUCUUAUCUUCACAGUUCUACCUUUAAGUGUCUACAACAUCAUGAGAUGCGAAGAAAUCCUGAAGCUUUUCGGAUGCUUCCAUCCUGAAAAGCUUCAAAAACUGAUUGAUGUCAUUGAAGAAACAGUUAACAAAUUAGAUCUGAUUUCUUAUUACACUAAACUUCAAAGUUAGAAAUAUUAUCAAAAGAACUUAGAAAUCUCAAGGAAAGAUCAAACUAUAGCAAAUCAUCCUAACAGUACUUUUACAAGAGACAAAAACAGGUCUAAGACAUAAAAGAAUAGAGACAUACAAAGUCAAGUUCAAAGUCCUUCCUUUUAAAGCCCAUCACAAAAUCCUCGUAAUAACACUAAUAUGUAGGUAAAGUAAUAGAUCAAACCAACAAAAUACUAAUAGCAGGCUUAAAAAGAAAAUGCUAAACAAUAGAUAAAUGGCUCACCGCCAGCUUAAGUAGAUCCAUCCAAAAACCCCUCUAAAAUUAGCAGCGGAGGAAUCCAAUAAAAAAACUAGCAUCUCCCAACAAACGAAACUCAAUAACAAUCUUCUCAUGGAUAGAUAAACAACAACUUAAAGUAGACGAAAGCUUAGUCAUAAUUUACAAAAAAGACAGUUGUUUAAGGUAACAACGCGGAAAUGCCAAUUGCAACUAAAACCCACAUAAAACGCUAAGCCUAGAAAAGAACAAGACAGAUAGCUUCUUUCAAUAGUCUCCCUCGUUUUGACUUAAAGCUUGUUACUAUAGCUUUGAUUAUUAUUGUAAUUAUGAUGAUUCCGCCUGUUUUGAAUAUUCUAUUCUCAAACAAAUACAUGGACGAAGGCAAAGUAACUCUAAAAGAAAGAAUCACAGUUUUGAAUACUAUAGUGCAAAUAGUAUAAAAUGAAGCUGCCCAUUUUAAUAUUUGGCUUGAUAGUCUUAUAUAUGACUUGAGUCAAUCGGAUCCUAAUACCUUACUUUCUUAUCAAUCUUUGUCAAAUGUAACCUUAACAAAUGAUUAAGUGAUUUCUAAUUUAUAAUCGCUUUUGUAAACAAAUCAACCAAGGAGAGACCAAAGUAAUUACAACAACAUUUACUUAGGCAUUCUUAAAGAUAACAUAUGCUCUACACUUAAAGAUUAUCCAAGUUCAUUCAAUACGAACUUUACUGUAAGCUAAUGUGAAUCUUUAUAUUAAGGAGUUAUGCAAAGAGGAUAUAUCAUAGCAUCUAAAUAAAUUAUAGGAGAUUUUGAUAAUUAAUUUAAAUUAUAUUAGUAAAAUUUAUAAAAUGUUUAAACAGUCCUUCAAUCUGAGUACGCUAACUAAAAUAUAAGAGAUUUAUAUAGAUCCAUAGUUUUUAUGCUCGAUUCAUUUACUGCCUUAGACACUUACUCUUCAAACAGUUAACAAAGUUACAACGACUAUAUUAAUUUAAUCUCCUUAUAUCUUUUUAUCUUCUACAUAAUAGUAGUAAUUAUGAUCUUUUUUUCAGGAUGGACUCAUGUUUUCUUCAGAUUCUACAACUAAUUCGAUUCUACCAAAAAGCUACUUUGUCUCUUCAACAUGAACCUAAUUUUAGAAAAUGCUUUCUUGAUGUAAUUCUUAAAAAAUAAUACUUUUGGAGUAAAGUGA
Messenger RNA from Tetrahymena thermophila SB210, 6498 nucleotides. Its product is annotated as transmembrane protein, putative. The record is from RefSeq and is a predicted model, not a curated record. The transcript is spliced from 6 exons. NCBI's taxonomy places the organism in Eukaryota, Ciliophora, Oligohymenophorea, Hymenostomatida, Tetrahymenidae.